This is a messenger RNA of Gambusia affinis (western mosquitofish), 2821 nucleotides long. Its product is annotated as RING finger protein 225-like. Gene Ontology annotation, molecular function: ubiquitin protein ligase activity. The record is from RefSeq and is a predicted model, not a curated record. The coding region runs from base 833 to 1681 and encodes 282 amino acids. Lineage: Eukaryota; Metazoa; Chordata; Actinopteri; Cyprinodontiformes; Poeciliidae. Gene Ontology annotation, biological process: protein ubiquitination. The transcript is spliced from 6 exons.
GGGCCCCAGAAACCUUUUGUCCGUCUCUGUCCGUGUUGCAUUGAUUCCUUCCUGGUCCUGAAGAUCCAUUUGUUUGAUCAACUGUUACCCCGCAGACAGGCAGCAUCAUUAAACCCUCCAGGUCCAGUGGGCCAAAGGGUUUUACAGAAGUUUGCGUUAAUUGCGCAGCCUGAGCAACAAUCAGCAUCACUCUGCGCAGCUGCGCCAGUCUUCAAACUGCUGGGAAACUUUCCAGAUCGUUGAUCUGUAAACCUGCAGAGUUUCACUGACAGGAAACAGAAUCUGAGUUCUGGACUGGAUCUACGGAACCUGCAGGUUGGGACGCGUUAAAGUUUGCUGUCUGACGUCAGAUCCGUGUCCAGGUUUGUAUCUGAGCUGUGAUGAAUCUCCCAGCAGCUGCUGGUUGUUUUCUGGAUCCGUUCAGCUCCCGCUACAUCAGGACACGUUCAGUUGGUUCUGUGGGUCUCGGAUCAGAAUCCAGUUUUAGGGAAGCGUAUGCAAAUCCAUGGAAACGUUGAGCAGGUCUACAGAGAGCCGCUGUGUCAGAGAGGAGCGUCAGGCUGCAGAGUUUUUCUCCAGUCGAUGUUCUGAGGAGUUGAGUGAUCGACGUUCCUGUUCUCCAGUCGAUUGGAGCCGACGGGUUCCUGGGAGUUAAAGGACGUUUUGAGUCAAAGGUGUUUUAUCCAACUGGAAGAGUUUUAGCAUUUUUCAAAAUGUUUUGCUUCUAAAGGAAUCUUCCUGCAGGAUCAGGUUCAGCUGUGAGGAAGUCAUGAUGGAGUGAAGACUGAAGCUCCGCCUCCAUCCAGCGGUUCGGCUUCCUCUCGGCUCGGUCAUGAAUCCGUACGGAGACGAUGUGUCUGGGUUUUGUGGCGGUCCGGUUCCGUACUCGGCCUCUAACCCCAGUUACUCCAUGGAUCCGUAUGUUCCUCCGUUCAUCCAGACGGGUCACAGCACUCUGCCCCCCCCAGUUGCUCAUUCCACCCCCGCCCUCCCUGGCCCCGCCCUCACUGGCCCCGCCCCCAGCUCCAUGCUGCCGCUGCCGGCCUUCAGCCCCACCAGUAACCCCUACGCCCCCGCCGACCUCCAGCCGCCCCAGCUCUCCGUCCCGGACCUCCAGCCGCCCCCAGACGAGUCGGGUCCGGACUUGGAGUGCGCCAUCUGCUUCAGCGAGUUCAACAACGUCUUCCGCUGCCCCAAGAUGCUGAACUGUAAGCACACCUUCUGCCUGGAGUGCCUGGCGCGUAUGAACAUCAAGUCUGUGGAGCCCAGCGCCAUCCAGUGCCCGCUGUGCCGCGGCCUGACCCCGCUGCCCCCCCUCGGCCUGCCCAAGCUGGCCACCGACUCGGACGUCCUGUCCUACCUGCCGGCCGCCAUGCAGAGGGUCUACAGCAUCCGCUUCAUCCGCAACAAGGGGAAGCUGCAGGUCAAAAGGUCGUCUGACAGGCCGGGCCGGCCGGGUCGGCGGUCCAUGACCUCUCUCAGGUCGGUGAACCGGACUCUGGACGUGGGGCGUCCCAGCUCGUCCUCCAGGGACGGCGGGGAGGCGACGGGCGGCGUGGGCGCCCUGUUCCGCCUGACGGGCCGACCCGUCUGCCGGGCCUUCCUCCUCACCUUGGUGGUGAUGAUGAUGGUCGUCCUCACCGGAAUCAUCAUCUACUUCUUCACCAAGCCCAAAAACUGACCUGACAUCACUUCCUGUCUGCUGGGAGGAAGAAAACUGAAAUGUUUCUAUUUUAUUUUAAACCCUGGAGUCUGAGCUGAGCGGGACGCAGCGGACCUUCAUCUUCCUCAUCUGGGUCAAAACGAACGAUGAGGAUGAUGAUGAGGAUGAUGAUGAUGAUGAUGAUGAUGAUGGUUCACAUCUGGAAGGAUUUUAAAGGAAGAGCUGCUGCAGUAAAUCUCAUCACUUCCUGUUUUUAUGUUAAGGGUUCGGAACGGGAAAGGUCGAUCCCGGGUCAGAAUCCUGUUGAUCAGAACCGGGUCAGAGGCGGUCCAGUUUCCUUCCAGGUGAAUCUAGAGGUACCAAACUUUAAACUCACUUCAGGAUCAGAUCAGUUUGGAUCCACUUUCACCUCACUUUGUUCUGCUGCUUCAGGUGGUUCUGGUUCUGGUGCGGUUCUGGUUCUGGUACCGGUUCUGUCCUGGUACGGUUCUGUCCCGGUCCUGUUCUGUCCAGUGCGGUUCUGUUUCUAAAUAUAACCAGCUCUCUCUCUGCUGACGCAGCUCAGGUUCCCUUUUACUCAAAUCUUGACAGAUUCAUGCAAACGAUCCGGAUCCGGCGGUUCUGCUGCUCCGUUCAGACAGAGUUAUACACAGAACCAGCGGCCGGUUCCGGUCCAGUAAGACCCGUUCUGGCGGGUUCCUCUCUGCGGCAGAAAUUUGCCUGGAUGUUAAACCAUCAAUGCUUCCCUUCACAGAAAGUUUCCAUAAAUACUCAGCAGAGGAAGCCGGUUCUCUGGGUUUGGUUCUGAGGAAAGUUCUUAUCUGGACGGUCGGGUCUUUACAUGAACCCAGUGUUUGGACUCUGGUGGUACUUUGGGUCUUUCUGACUGACCCAGUUUGAUCAGAACUUUAAAUGGACCCAACCGAACCGAGCCGGAACCUUUUCAGGCGAACUGCUUUGAAUAUGAAACUUGAGCUGAAAUCAGAAACGGUUCUGAAACGUGAUCGGUCCAGAUCGGUUCUGUCCGGUUUUAUGUCCUGUCUCACUGUGCCAUGAAUAAUAAUAAUAAUGAUAAAUGUUUUAUAUUUUUAUAACCUUUUAAAUCUCGUUCUGUUUCUCUGUUUUAUUAAAUUUAAAUAAAGUUCUGGAUAAAUCCAA